UACUUUCAAAAGCAAAAAAAGAAAAAGAAAAAAAGAGAAAAAAAGAAGGAAGUUAAUCAUGGCUGUCAGAUAUUUGUUUCAUGUUUUGGUCCUCGUCUAUGUCUUGGCUACUGUAACUGCUGCACGCCAACUGCCCAUCUCCAGCAAGCCAGGCCGCCUGGAGGAGAAUGGAGGGCUUGCCGAGUGCUGGAAUGCACUAAAUGAGCUGAAAUCAUGCACAGAUGAGAUCAUUCUGUUCUUUGUUAAUGGCCAAACUGACAUCGGCCCUGAAUGUUGUGGUGGCAUCGAGGUUAUCACUCGUAAAUGUUGGCCUACCAUGCUCACUUCCCUUGGUUUCACAUCUGAGGAAGGCAACAUCCUUAGAGGCUACUGUGAUGCAUCUUCUACUCCUGCUGCUGCUGCUCCUCUAGGCGCUUCUUCGCCAGUUAGUUAAAGAAGGUGGCACUCUCAAAGUUCUGAGUUUUUAUUUGUAUUUUGUUUGGUGUUCCGCUACUGUUUGAUAUGUAAUAAAGUUUAAAUGGAAUUAAGCACUUGUCAAUCAUGAAAUCGUUUGGUCUUCCUUAAGCUAGCUAGAAUGCUAGAUUAUCUAGUAAAAAGGAGAAUGAGUAGGGAGUACCUAGGAAGACAUUUAUAAAAUCUACCACUCCACCCUCCUUGACAAUUAUAAUGAUUUUAAUUAUCACUUAAUUUCUUUUCUCUUUUUUACUUAAA
Gossypium raimondii (Peruvian cotton) is the source of this 711-nucleotide messenger RNA. RefSeq names its product egg cell-secreted protein 1.4. The record is from RefSeq and is a predicted model, not a curated record. The transcript has a single exon. Lineage: Eukaryota; Viridiplantae; Streptophyta; Magnoliopsida; Malvales; Malvaceae. The coding region runs from base 59 to 433 and encodes 124 amino acids. Gene Ontology annotation, biological process: double fertilization forming a zygote and endosperm.